This is a messenger RNA of Aplosporella prunicola CBS 121167, 1058 nucleotides long. RefSeq lists its product as uncharacterized. NCBI's taxonomy places the organism in Eukaryota, Fungi, Ascomycota, Dothideomycetes, Botryosphaeriales, Aplosporellaceae. The record is from RefSeq and is a predicted model, not a curated record. The coding region runs from base 312 to 935 and encodes 207 amino acids. The transcript has a single exon.
GAGCGCAGUGCAUACAGUUAUCACAGCAUGCACUCCGCUUCGCUCUAGCUCUCUUGCUCGCUCAUGAUAUUGUUCUUGCCCGGCUCUCGCAGGGGGCUCACGAUUCUCUUGUCUUUAAUACUUUUUUAUUUUUCUCUCUUCCUCUUCUCUUCUUCUGCUUCUGGUCCUCGCUUUAUAGUUUUUUGCUGUCUCUUUCCUUCUUACGGCCAGAGCUUGCUUUGCCGGCAUGCUUGCCUGCUUGCCUACUUGUUGGCUUGUCUCGCUUGCUCCCUAGCUUACUUGCAGCGCUGCUCACAAGGGAUCACUUGGGCAUGCAGCGCAGAGUGAGCGGUGAGCGUCAGACCAGUCAGAGCAAGGCCGGGCAGGGCAAGGCAGGGCAAGGCAGGUGCUCGCAGAUGACAUUGACAUACCCCCGAGAAAUUCUAAAUGUGACGUUCAGCUUGCUUUUAGAUUGCUUGUUUGCUUGCAUGCACCAUGCUACCUACGCGCUGCUGCUCAACCUACUUACCUGCUGCACACGCACAUACAUCUCACCACUUGCCACCGCGGCAGGAACUGCACCACCUCCCUACCCUACCUGCCUACCCUACCCCUGUCAGCGCGUUCCUAGUGGCUGCGGUUGCGCGCGAGGCGCUGCUGGGCGACUCUGGGCGCUGACUCGGCUCGUCUCGGCUUGCCGCGGGCUGCGGGGACGGAUCGUGUGGCCCGAUGUGGCCGUGCGUGCUGCUGGGGUUCGGGCGUGGUGUGGUUGGGUGUGGCUGCGGUUUUGGCCCCAAUUCCGGCCGGGGUCUGUCUGCGUGCUGCGGAUAGGUAGGCAGGGUGCGGACAUAGUGGGCGGGUGGGCGGGUGGGUGGGGUGUCGCGCUUGCCGCGCGUGUACGCACUUUAAGAGGUAGAGCGUGCUGCGUGCAGCCUUGUGGGAAAAGGGGAUUAUAGAGGGGAAUAGGAGUUGGAGUGCGGGACGCGGUUGAUCGUGGAGUGAUUGUUGUGUGUCGGCAACGCAUCCAAGUCGACACAUUGUGCUCGGUGUGGGCGGGCGGUCAAGGGGGCGUAUGUAAG